GAGAGCGUCGACAGGACGACGGCCGUCAGGCUGGCAGUCGGGCUGGCCGCGGGGUCGGCCGUCGGGCUGGCCGUCGGGCUGGCCGUCGGGCUGGCAGCGGGGCCGGCAGUCGGGCUGACCGUGGGGCUGACUGCCGGGCAGGCCGCGGGGCUGGCCGUCGGGCUUGCCGCGGGGCCGGCCGUAGGGCUGGCAGUCGGGCUGGCCGCGGGGCUGGCCGUCGGACUGGCCGUGGGGCCGGCAGCAAGGUCAGUCGGCCCGCCCGGCACCGUCGCCGCAGCGGCGGCGGCGGCCGCCGCGCGGGAGAGGGCGGCCGCCACGGCCCACGGGCCUGCGGCAGCCGCCGCGGCGGCGGCCUCGGCGGCAGCGCCCGCGGCGCCAGCGGCGCGUCAGGCGCCGGCAGCGUGCGCGGCGGCGCCCGCGCGGCCCCUGGCGCACGCGGCGCCGGCGGCGCCAGCGGCGCACGCGGCGGCCGCAGCGCGCGCCGCGCCAGCGGCAGCAGCAGCGGCGCCAGCGCGCGCACCAGGGGCGCCCGCGGCCGCCGCAGCGCUGGGGGCGCCGGCGGCGGCCACGGCACAGGCGGCAGCAGCGGCAACCGAGGCGCCAGCGGCCGCGGCCACUGCCGCGGCGCUCGCGGCGCCCGCGGCGCCGGCGGCCGCGGCGGCCCGCGCGUCGGCGUCCGCGGCAGCGGCCACGGCGGAGGCCGCGGCGGGCCCGCCCUGCGCCGAGGCCCGCGGCAGACCGCGCGCGGCCGCGGCGCCGGCAGCGGAGGGGCCGGCGGCGCGAGCGGCGGCCGCGGCCCUCUGCCGGCAGGGCGGG
This is a messenger RNA of Prorocentrum cordatum, 816 nucleotides long. The record is from the annotation of a GenBank genome assembly. NCBI's taxonomy places the organism in Eukaryota, Dinophyceae, Prorocentrales, Prorocentraceae.